GGAAUAAAAUACACAAUACUAAAGAAAAACAACUUAAUAAAUUAAUUCCAUUUUAAAUUUUAUGCUGGCUUUUAAAAAUUUCAAGGGUGGCUGCUAACAUCUUCUUCUACAUUAUAUAUAUUAAUUCAUCAAUUAGUAAUAUCAGUCACAAAUCACAACUCCUAAAAUAAAUUAUGAAUAUCUUCUUCUUUCUUUUCAUAAUCUCUUGUCCACUUUCAUCAUCAAUCUCUGAUACUUUACAUGCAGGUUCAUCAUUAUCUGCAGAACAACAAAACGUCGACGUUUUAGUUUCACCAAAUGGGAUCUUCUCAGCUGGAUUUCACUCCAUUGGGAACAACGCAUACUCAUUUGCCAUAUGGUUCACCCAAAAGAAAAAUCCCACAGUGGUUUGGAUGGCAAAUCGUGACCAACCAGUCAACUCCAAAGGCUCAAAGCUAACUCUCCUCAAAUCUGGUAACCUCAUAUUAAUCGACGCUUAUAGAAUAGUCAUUUGGGCCACAGGAACGACGUCGUUUUCAGUACCUCAAUUGCGUUUACGCGACAAUGGAAACUUUGUUCUUAUAACCGAAGACGACGUCGUUUUGUGGCAGAGUUUUAGCUCACCAACGAAUACCCUUCUUCCAGAACAACCUUUAACAAGAUACAAAGGAGGGCUUGUUUCGUCAAGAAGUCAAAGUAACUUCUCUUCUGGUUUCUAUAAACUUUUCUAUGACACUGACAAUGUCAUGCGCUUAGCGUUUGAUAACAAUGACGUGUCAAGUGUUUAUUGGCCUAAUCCGUGGUUGUUAACUUGGGAAGCUGACAGGUCUACAUACAAUAAUAGUAGAGUUGGGGUGCUUGAUUACUUGGGAAAUUUUAGCUCGUCUGAUAAAUUUACUUUCUUGUCAGGAGAUUUUGGUUCGAGGGUUCAGAGAAUAUUGAAACUUGAUAUUGAUGGCAAUGUUAGAUUGUAUAGUAGAGAAAAGUCAUGGGAGAAUUGGGUUGUUACAUGGCAAGCUUUUACCAAUCCUUGUAGGAUUCAUGGUAUUUGUGGUGCUAAUAGUCGAUGCAUGUACGAUUUUAAUGGCAGAAAAUGUUCUUGUCUUCCAGGACAUAAGAUGAAGAAUCGUACUGAUUGGUCUUAUGGGUGUGAACCAAAAUUCAAUUCCUUCUGUACCAAAAACCAAACUUCAAGAUUUAUCAAACUUUUCAAUUCUGAGUUCUACGGCUAUGAUUAUGGUAUCUACAACAACUACAGUUAUCGAGAUUGUGAAAAUUUGUGUUUACAGUUUUGUAACUGCAAAGGUUUCCAAUACUCAUAUUUUAUCAACCUUGGUAUUUUUAAAUGUUAUCCCAAGAUGUUAUUAGUUAAUGGAUACCAUAGACCAGGCUUUUCAGGAAAUGUAUACUUAAGGCUACCUAAAACAGAUGAUCAUAUCUCAUUAUAUGAAAACUCAACUGAAGAAUUUAAGUUUGACUUAAAUUGUUCUAACAAAGCCACUACAAUACAGAUAGCCAAAACUUAUACUAAAGGCCAAGUGAAUAUGGCAUUGGAAUUCAUGUUUUGGUUUGCAUGUGGGGUUGGAGGAAUUGAGAUUAUUUCUAUUUUUCUCAUUUGUUGCUUGCUGAUUAGAACCCGAAAAUACUCUGAUACACAUAAAUUUCAGGUUCAACUUAUGGCUGCAACUAGAUUGAGAAGAUUUAGCUACUCUGAACUCAAGAAGGCCACAAAAGGCUAUGUUGAAGAGAUUGGAAGAGGAGCAACAGGCAUUGUUUAUAAAGGUUUACUAUCCGAUUCUCGAGUUGCAGCAAUCAAAUUACUCCCUGAAGCUUACCAAGGUGAAGCUGAGUUUUUAGCAGAAGUUAAUACCAUUGGGACACUAAAUCAUAUGAACUUGAUAGAGAUGUGGGGAUAUUGUUUAGAAGGAAAACAUAGGAUUUUAGUGUAUGAGUACUUGGAGCAUAAAUCUUUAAAAGAGAACUUAUCUAGAAAUGUGCUUGAUUGGAACAAAAGAUUUGAAAUUGCAGUAGGAACUGCAAAAGGUCUUGCUUAUUUACAUGAAGAGUGUUUAGAGUGGGUUUUACAUUGUGAUGUUAAGCCUCAGAACAUACUCUUAAGCUCUAAUUAUCAACCAAAGGUAGCAGAUUUUGGCUUGUCUAAACUACUAAAGAGAGGAGAGCUUAGUAGUCAAAGCUUCUCAAGGAUUAGAGGAACAAGAGGUUAUAUGGCUCCAGAGUGGGUUACAAACCAACCCAUCACAUCAAAAGUAGAUGUUUAUAGUUAUGGGAUUGUUGUUUUGGAGUUAUUGACUGGAAAGAGCCCUACAAGUUGUGUUGGUAAUAGUAAUGGUAUUGAAGAAACAGAGCAAAUAGAACUUGUGAAGUGGGUGAAAGAUAUGGUUAAUGGAACUGGAGAACUGGAAAAGAUCAUGGAAUCUUCCAUGGAAGGUGAAUGUGAUAUGAAAAAGUUUGAAACUCUUUUGAAUGUAGCCUUAAAUUGUGUGGAGGAAGACAAAGAUGCUAGACCUUCAAUGAGCCAAGUUGUUAAGUCCCUCCUGCAUUUUGAGGAUGAUAAGUAGUGACAAUCAAUACUUCUAUCUUUUCAUAAGAUUAUGAAUUUUGUGUAUUGUAUUUGUGGUUGUAUUUGUACAAACUUAAUAAAAUUUGUAAUAUAUAUACAUAUAAAUUUGUAAUAUAUAAAUACCUAUCGUUUUAACAAGUAAUACUUGCAAAGAGUGAAGUCGAUCCCACGAGGAUUGUAGUUAAAUAUGUUAAAAUUAAAUUCUUACUUCUAUUUGGCUUAAUAAAAUUUAUACAUUCUAGUAUUUGAAACCUGAAAUUAAAGAAAACAAGCAUAA
Messenger RNA from Cannabis sativa, 2837 nucleotides. RefSeq names its product putative receptor protein kinase ZmPK1. Gene Ontology annotation, molecular function: protein serine/threonine kinase activity; ATP binding. The transcript has a single exon. The coding region runs from base 174 to 2558 and encodes 794 amino acids. Gene Ontology annotation, biological process: recognition of pollen; protein phosphorylation. The record is from RefSeq and is a predicted model, not a curated record. NCBI's taxonomy places the organism in Eukaryota, Viridiplantae, Streptophyta, Magnoliopsida, Rosales, Cannabaceae.